UAAAUGGCCGUGUGCGAGAUGUUUGACUUGCUGGACACUCGUGAGCAGUGAACGCUAAUUUUCCAAGCAUUAUUAUGAAUGUGUUUGGAACACAGACAUUAAUCUAGUUGUAAGGAUUUCGUCUGGUCAAAGAAUUAACGUGAUUGUUUGAACGUGGCUACAGAAACAUCACGGUGAGAAGCUGGAGGGAUGGCAUCGGUGGCAGCGACCGAGUCGGGUUUAAGUCCCGGUCCUAUGGCGAAUGCGGACCCUCCAGUACCCGCAUGCAUGUUUGCUCCACAACGGGGAUGCGGGGAGGACGCAGCGGGCAGAGAGUGCUGCGAGGACGGGGAGACCUUCAAUGGCGACUCUGAGGAUCACGGCGUAGACUUCACAAGCAAGUUAGCUCUUGUCAGCCCCAACGGAGAGCAGUAUGACUCGUUACUACGGCAACUGAGAGAGCGCAUGGAGGAGGGCUGUGGGGAGACCAUCUACGUUGUGGGAGUGGGCUCAGACGGGGGUGACUACGGCCUGAACGAGGGGGACAUGGAGGCGUCGGUGGCCACCCUGCGGUCCAUGAGCGAGCAGCUGGAGGCCGACCUCAUCUUGCUUCGCGAGCGGACGGAGGCGGGGGGCCGCGUCCGAGACUACCUCAUCCGCCGCCGCGUGGGCGAGACGGACUUCCUGGAGGUCAGGGUGGCGGUGGUGGGGAAUGUGGACGCUGGGAAGAGCACCCUCCUGGGUGUGUUGACCCACGGCGAGCUGGACAACGGCCGCGGCUUCGCCCGGCAGAAGCUGUUCCGCCACAAGCACGAGAUGGAGAGCGGCCGCACCAGCAGUGUGGGUAACGACAUCCUGGGCUUCGACCAGGAGGGCCAGGUGGUCAACAAGCCCGACAGCCACGGCGGCAGCCUGGACUGGACCAAGAUCUGCGAGAAGUCCUCCAAGGUCAUCACCUUCAUCGACCUGGCCGGGCACGAGAAGUAUCUGAAGACCACGGUGUUCGGCAUGACGGGCCACCUGCCAGACUUCUGCAUGCUGAUGGUGGGCAGUAAUGCGGGAAUUGUGGGUAUGACGAAAGAGCACCUUGGCCUUGCGCUGGCUCUCAACGUGCCGGUCUUUGUGGUGGUCACUAAGAUCGACAUGUGUCCAGCCAACAUCCUGCAAGAGACCCUGAAGCUGUUACAGAGGCUACUCAAGUCCCCGGGUUGCAGGAAGAUCCCCGUGCUGGUACAGAACAAAGAUGACGUCAUCGUCACCGCCUCCAACUUCAGCUCCGAGAGGAUGUGUCCCAUCUUCCAGAUCUCCAACGUGACGGGGGAGAACAUGGACCUGCUCAAAAUGUUCCUCAACCUGCUGUGCUCCAGGACGUCCUACAGCGACGAGGAGCCGGCCGAGUUCCAAAUCGAUGACACCUACUCUGUACCAGGUGUGGGCACAGUGGUGUCAGGAACUACGUUACGUGGAUUGAUACGACUGAAUGACACGAUGCUCCUCGGCCCUGAUCCGCUCGGCAGCUUCAUCCCCAUCGCCGUCAAAUCCAUCCACCGCAAGAGGAUGCCAGUGAAGGAAGUGAGGGGCGGACAGACGGCAUCCUUCGCCCUCAAGAAGAUCAAGCGCUCCUCCAUCAGGAAAGGCAUGGUGAUGGUGUCACCCAAGCUCAACCCACAGGCAUCCUGGGAGUUUGAGGCCGAGAUCCUGGUGCUGCACCAUCCCACCACCAUCUCACCUAGAUACCAGGCCAUGGUUCACUGCGGAAGCAUCCGGCAAACGGCCACCAUCCUGACCAUGAACAGGGACUGCCUCCGCACGGGGGACAAGGCCACCGUGCACUUCCGCUUCAUCAAGACCCCCGAGUACCUGCACACGGAGCAGAGGCUGGUGUUCAGGGAGGGCCGGACCAAGGCCGUGGGCACCAUCACCAAGCUGCUGCAGUCGACCAAUAACCUGCCAUCUAACGCCAAGCCCCCGCAAAUCAAAAUGCAGUCCACAAAGAAAGCUCUGCCUCGCCGGGACGACGGAUCGGCGGCAGCCAAUGAGGAAGCAGCAUCCACAGGGCGGCCGGCCAGUCCACACACAGCACAAAUACAGCCGGUGGGGGAGGAAGACUCGGAGGGUCAAGACGGCAACAAAGAGAACAAGCCAAAGUCCGGAGGAGGGGGCAGGAGACGCGGCGGCCAGCGGCACAAAGGAAAAUCUCUGAGCAGCUCAACAGCUACCCACUCGGGUGGAGGUGGGAGCUGUUAAAACCCCCCCCAACUCCCUCCAUCCCCUCUUUUUUUCUGUUGCCCUCUCCUUAAGUACUGAGUCUAAAGCAGGACUAGGUUAAUGCCCCCUACCUUACGCCGAUUGUGUAGAUUGUAUGGUGUAGACGGGUGCAGAACUUGGUUCAGAAUGGGUUGUACCAUUUCUCCUCAGAGCGGGGGGGGUUCCCCCACAGUGAUCAGGAAUGUUGGCCUCUGCUCGGUGAGCAGUACUGCUGCUUAGUUUUCGCUCUCUCCUGUUUUGUUCCUUAAUUGUUCUGACCGCCUGUACCGCUCAUCAGUGCUGUGGGGGGUGUCCAGCCAUGGACGAGCACGCACUGCUGUCCUCAGAUCGUGCUGUCGUUCAAAGGUGUGUUUGUAAAUCAGUGUGUUAGAAGUUACUUGAAGUUAUGCGUUAUAGUUGCUGACCACUUUACGGCAAUUGCAGCCGAUUUGCCAGUUGCUUUACAGCUCUCAGGUCAAGCGCAUGGUUGUCCAUCUGCAUGGUUCUGUGUGGUCUGGUCGUUCACUAUGAGAAGGCCCCACUUUUAAAAGCCACCCCAUAUUAGGGUGGAAGGUUCAGGAAAACAGAAGACUACAGGUUUGAAUCCAGGGCCGGGCAUUGCUGUUGUACCCCUGAGCAAGGAAGGUACUUAACUUAAAUAGCUUCAGUAAGUAUUACUGAUGUACAUUUUUUCGUUCAAAUAUUGUUUGAACAAAAAAUUGAACAUUGAACACUACAUUUUUUUCCCCUCAAGAAGUUUAAUGAAGCUCCAGAUCAUUCAGUAAAUUUAUGUGGGUUCAUAGGCUCUUCAACAUGAAUUUUUUUUGUUAAUAAACAAGCAUUUCAAGACUGACCCAUGUAAUGGUGGAAUACUCAGUCUCAUGUGAAGUAUGAGCCAUGGAAGUCACCAUGAAUAAGGGCCAGUCAAAGCUCAAGCACCCAGACAGAUGCCCUGAUCCCCUUUCAACCUAGUCCUGCUUUUACACACUCUGCUUUGGUAGCAUUCAUGUUUUAAUUUAAAGGAAAGAAAGCAAGGAAUCUCACUGAAACAAAAAAACUGAACAUUAAUCCCUCCCCGUCAUUCAUCCUCUCACUCAGUUUCAACGAUGCCGAUUGACUACCAGUUUAUGAAGCUGUAGAAAAAGCGCAACCCUGGGAAAGAUCAUUGGAACAGAUCACUGUUCUCUGUGAAACAAUGAUUAAUGACAGGUCUGCGAUUACAAGCAUUAAGCUGCACUAAGGGUGGGACACAAUGGUCACACCUGUUUAUCACAUACACGGAUUGCUUCUGUGAGCCAGUGGUGUUCUGGAGGGCCGUUUACAUUAUGUACAGGUACUUGUGUAGGCAUGCUAAAAAGUACAGUAGUCUCUGAUAACUGAGUUGACAGUAGAGCUUAGUAAUACAGGGAAUGAGCUGUGUUCUGCCUCUUCUCCACAUUCAGUAGGUUUAAUUACUGACAGCAAUGCAUCUGUUUUACUGGCUACCGAGGGUUUAAAGAGCUGAUUUAACCCAGCGUAACUGGCAAGGAAGGUGGUGUGUGAACUGGGGAAGGACCUUGCCCAGAACCUUAGGUCCCUGCUGUUCUGAUCGCCCCGAUUCCCUAUUCCUCUCCCUUUUUCAGCCAAACUGGUUCCACAGAUUCAGCCUUCUGUAGAAGCUUGCGAGUUCCAUUUCAUAUUUCAAAUGCAUUCAGUAACUUGGAUGCCUCUUUAAACUCAGCUAAGCUACUGAUGCACUGUGACCUUUUCUUCCUCUGUUUGCCAAAAUAGACAGUGUAUAAAUCACAGUUGUCACUCCAUAUGGGGCAUACCUGAUAAUCAUGGAUCAUGGACAAUAACUUUAUCACCAAACACAGAUGUCUUAAAGGUUGUGAGAAUACCAAAAGUCAGGCCAGCUGUUUGGAAUGAGUGUUUUUUUCUUUGCACACAAUACGGUGACUGGUAGGCCAAGCAUAUGAAAGUUAAAUAUUCACAUUAAAGAGGAGAAAAAUAUGCUGUGCAAAUGUUUGGAAAGACAAGGGAGAUGCAGGGUUAUAGAUAACUAAAGUGUUAAAACUAUUUGAAAUAUGUUUUCUAUGCUCAUUUUUAUUUGGUUGUUUUAUUUCAGAAAAAAUACUGUAGGUUAAGGAUUUCUUAAGGAAGAAAUUACCUGAAAUGGAAAUGCCAGGAACCUCUUAAAUUACAGUAGUGCAUGACCUUUUUUGUUGUUGAGAAACAAAAUGAAGAGUCCAUGUAUGUAAAAACACGAGAAAAAAAUGCCAUUAAGGAAGGUUGUGUUGUACACCCUUUUAAAUAAAGUUUUAUUAAGGUCCAGCA
Messenger RNA from Megalops cyprinoides (Indo-Pacific tarpon), 4542 nucleotides. RefSeq names its product GTP binding protein 1 (gene gtpbp1). The record is from RefSeq and is a predicted model, not a curated record. The coding region runs from base 190 to 2226 and encodes 678 amino acids. Gene Ontology annotation, molecular function: GTP binding; translation elongation factor activity; GTPase activity. The transcript has 14 exons. Gene Ontology annotation, biological process: translational elongation. Lineage: Eukaryota; Metazoa; Chordata; Actinopteri; Elopiformes; Megalopidae.